CCGUCUGCCUGUAGUGGGCUCCGGUAACAACCCACACUCAGAGGGUAGGAGGAGGACAAAGAGAGGAAAGUUUGACAAGGAGAGAGACAGAGAGAGAGAGAGAGAGAGAGAGAGAGGGAGAGAGAGAGGAAGGAGGGGGGCGGAGGAGGAGCCAGCCCAGAGAGGGGCCGCAGCAGCAGUGUGAGCAGGCUGGGAUUGUGCUGCUGAAAGAUUUUUCUGUGGGACAGAGGACACCACGGCGGAGAUCGAAAGAGAGAAAGAGACAGAGGCAGAGACUGAGAGAAAGACAGAGACAGAGAGAGAGAAGGAGACAGCGAUGCUGGGAUCCGACUGGGAGUGUGUGGCUUCGGCCUGCAGUCGCCAUGGCGCUAGUCCAGGCCCUGCCUGUCCCCACUGAUCACCCCAAGUCCAGCCUUGAGGUGGGCCAGUGCCGCUCGCUCGCCCACUCCCCCGCGCUCCCCCCGGCCCCGCCGCCCCCUUCCUCCCUGGGCACCAUGGGUUCCGUCAGCAGCCUCAUCUCCAGCCGCGGGCCCUCCUACCCGGAGCGCCAUGGCCGCACCACCACUGCUGACUUUGGCGCCAAGUGCCGCAAGGCGGCGGCGGGCACCAGCUGCUUCCGGGUGCAAGACGGCACCCUCCGCAGCGCCAGCUCGCAGGAGCAGCUGCUCAACAACCACCAGCAUCACCAGCUCCAGCAGCAGCAGCAGCAUCAGCACCAGCAGUCGCUCACGCUGCAGCUCAAUGGCAAGAAGCCCGUCACAGUCAACAACAUGGCCAACGCCGUCUCCGCCGGCAACGGUAACUACGGCUACGUGAGCGACGACCUGGUGGUGGGCGACUGGAACGACAACCUGGUGAGCGCGUGCAGCCCCUGCAGCGACUCGGAGGAGACACGGGACACACGCGCCCUCAAUGGGAACAUUGGCGGACCGCCUCCCAAACUCAUCCCCGUGUCAGGCAAACUGGAGAAGAGCAUGGAGAAAAUCCUAAUCCGCCCUACUGCCUUCAAACCAGUCAUCCCCAAGAACCGCAACUCUGUGCAAUACCUCUCCCCACGGCCAGGGGGCAGCCUGUCGGAGAGCCAGGGCAGUCUCAACCUGCUCCUGCCGGUGGCGGCCAUCAGCACCAACGGGGGCGGCAGCUCCUCCCUGGUGGGCUCCACGUCCUCGUCGUCCUCCUCCUCGGACAAGCGCAACUCGUACAGCGGCGGGCGGCACGGCGGGCGAGGCAGCCAGUCGGGCACCAUGUCCGACUCGGGCCGCAACUCGCUCUCCAGCCUGCCCCCCUACAGCGGCAGCAGCAGCAGCGCCGGCUACAGCCUGCCGGCCAGCGACGGCGCCCCGCCCCUCCUGGAGCCGUCGUCCCGGUUGCCUGCCGGCGGCGGAGGCGUCUCGAACGCCACCAUGCACGGACACUCCAACUCGGACAGCGGGCGCUCGUCGUCCAGCAAGAGCACCGGCUCGCUGAGCGGCCGCGGGCAGCCUCUGUCGGACAGCGGCUCGUGCGAGCGCUCACCGGCGCCUGCCGACGGCUACGAGGGCGUGAUCCGCGACCUGGAGGAGAAGCUGAGGGAGCGCGAGCUGGAGCUGCAGCAGCUCCGAGACAACCUGGACGAGAACGAGGCCGCCAUCUGCCAGGUGUAUGAGGAGAAGCAGAAGCGCUGCGAGCAGGAGAUGGAGGAGCUGCGCCUGAGCUGCGCAGCCAAGAUGAAGCAGGCGCAGCAGAAGGCCCAGCGCAGCCAGCAGGUGCUGCAGCUGCAGGUCUACCAGCUGCAGCAGGAGAAGAAGAAGCUGCAGGAGGACUUCUCCCAUCUGCUGCAGGAGCGCGAGCUGCUGGAGAAGAGGUGCGCCUCCAUCGAGCGCGAGCAGACCCAGCUGGGCCCGCGGCUGGAGGAGACCAAGUGGGAGGUGUGUCAGAAGUCGGGUGAGAUCUCUCUGCUGAAGCAGCAGCUGAAGGACGUGCAGUCGGAGCUGGCGCAGAAGGCCGGUGAUCUGGUGUCGCUGCGGUCGCAGCUGCGGGAGGCGCGCGGCGAGCUGCACGCCAGCCAGGCCCGCUCCCAGGAGGCGCACGCGGCGGCGCGCACGCGCACCCUGGAGCUGGAGGUGUGCGAGAACGAGCUGCAGCGCCGCAAGAGCGAGGCCGAGCUGCUGCGCCAGAAGCUGGGCCGCAUGGAGGAGGAGUCGGCGCGGCUGCGGGACGUGCUGGCCGCGCCCGCCGGCCUGCACCAGGGCCAGUACCCCGGCGCGCUCCACCACCCACUCCAUCACGGCAACCACGCCGCCAAGGCCCAGCAGUGCAUGAGCCUGCCGCUGCCGCACAGCCGCGGGGCCUCGGCCCACGGCAGCCCCGCUAUGCUGAGGGAGGCCGGAGGCUCCGAGGACCAGCUGCUGGCCGCCUACGAGAGCGACGAGGCCAAGGUCCAGCGCCAGAGCCAGGGUCAGGGUCAGGGUCACGGCGAGGCGGCGCAGGUCAUGCGUCAGCAGGUGGAGCGUCUGAAGGCGGAGCUGAUGCUGGAGCGGCGGCGGAGCGAGGACCAGAUGGACACCUUCGAGUCGGAGCGGCGCGUCUGGCAGGAGGAGAAGGACAAGGUGAUACGCUACCAAAAGCAGCUGCAGCAGAACUACAUUCAGAUGUACCGGCGCAACCGCGAGCUGGAGCGCGUCAUGCGCCAGCUCAGCCUGGAGUUGGAGAGCCGCGACCUGGAGGAGUUCGAGAUGCGCGGCGGCGUCGGUGGCACUGCCGGCGAGAUCCACUUUGAGGAGAUCACUGCCACGGAGAUCUAAAGACCCCCCCCCCCCACACACACACACACCCCCAGACAGAUCUCCUCAAAUCCUCCUGAUCCCUUGAAUAUAACCCCCUAUAUCACACACCACCAGGCUCUAACCCCUCACCUGAACUGUCUCCACAUGACCACCACCACUGAGAGCCAGGAUGAAGAACACAGGAACGACAUUACAGGAUCUAUUCCUGUCCAGCAUCAGCCAAGGAGCAUGAUCUGAUUCAGAUGGGAGGGCCUGCUCAAGUCUGAUACUCUGCCAGGGAAGGCCUUGUCAUCGCGGAGGAGUCCGGAUCAUUCUUCACCUCUGUGCUGUGUGGUGGUGCAUCUGUCCUGUCACUUGACGAAUCUGAAGGGUCAGACCAGCCUCUACACUUUCUCACACUUACAGUUAGAAUGUAGAACACCACUUAGUUCUGCACUGGUGCUGACAAGCCUAAUGAUGACAUUCAUCCUUCAUGAUAUCGCUACACGUCAAGGAUAGCAUGGAGAACUCCUUUCACAAAUCAAUCUCAGAAGCACGCUUGCCGUACUUGUGCUUUAUUUUUUCAGUGCACUCAGGCUGAGGAGGUGCGGUGGAGGACAGUAUUGUUUGUAGACUCCUCAUGAUGUUAGCAGGAGUCUGGGCUCUGGACCCAGUAGCACCAGCAGGUCUCAUCACAGCCUCUCGUGAUCACCACCCAGUUCUCUUCUCUUCUCUUCAGCCAGUGGAUUCUAGCGGAGACACAAAAGGCACUAAAGGGGUGUCUUCUCACUCCUCGAACCCCCAAACCCAUACACACUCUCUCACUCUUGUUCACCAGCGUAAACACUGACAUCACAGAAGACGAGUGGUUUUCAACCAAAUCCACUGUUGUUGUUUUUUUUCUUUUCUAAAAGGCACAAAGACUGUUGGGGGUUGUUUCAUAUGCCGUCUUUGGUGUCUCAGAUGUUUUGAGGCACAGGGUGUGUGUUUUUACAAGAGGUGACCAAGGUCACAGGGUUUUGUAGUCAUGCAGAUCGUCAUAGUGGAAUACGUGGCGAUCGCCGUGACUUCCUGUUACCUAUAUUUGCUCUCCUCACAGAGUGUCAGAGUUGAACACGCCCAGUCCUCUCCUCUCUGCCCUGUCCCCUAGUCACAAUAAUACUAAUCACUUUAUCUAGAAGUUUUAUUUUUCUAUGUAGUUCCUUUCAAAAGAGAAGAAAAUAUCCCAAAUUAUAUUUUGCUCGUCCUUAUAUGUCUCUCCAAACCUCGGUAUCCAGAUAACACUGUCUGUGACGCAUGUGUGCAUGAUCCAGUAUCCUAGAGUUUAGUGAGAGGGUGCCUGGUCAGUACAGAGGCAGGGGGAUGGACCUGGACCGCAUCGAUGCCAGAUACAGGCCGGGUCCGAUCCGGAGUCAGCUGCACUCUGGGUCCAGAGAGGGUAACCCUGGUAACCCUGGUAAAACCCUUGUGUUGUCAUGGUAACACUCCUCCUGUCUGUCACCCUAUGUUCUCGACCUGGAUAUGCAUACAGAGAUGGCAUGCAGCGUGUGGAAACACAGGUCUGGUAGUUCAAGAUAAUUGCAAAAAGAAGAAGGGAUAUAUCUAUAUAUUAUAUAAACUUCUUUUCUGUGUUUUUACAAAACAAAACAGAUACACUAGAAAUGAAAUAACGAUAAAGCAAAUUAUUAUUAUAUACAUAUAUAUGAUAUCUAUUUUUUUAUAUAGCACCUGGAAACUAUUUUGUGGUAACACAAGUGACAGAGUAGGUGUGGCAGACCUGCAGUACAUUUUAUCAUCAUCACUUUCAUCCUCUCUUUAUCAUGGAGGCUCACUUUCAGAAGCUCCAACACUAGGGAGCACGCAAAACCAGUGAGUCGCUGUGCGCAGUGAGUUUCACCAACUGUCUUCACACUUCUGUUUUAGUGGCACGUUUGCACACAUUGGGUUUAGUGACUGAGUUUUUUUUCAGACGUAGUACACCGUCAUCUUUGUUGACUGAGUUACUGUUAGUAACAUCUGUGUAAGUGGGGUGAUGUAACUACCCUACAGAUUUUUUUUUUCCUGUUUGGAUUUCAGCUUAACUUCUGUACUUCUGCUGCUUGGAUCAAAAUAAAUAAGGCCAAAUGCUAUUAAAUGUAAAUCAAAACAACAGUUGGAUGCUAAGCCUAUAUUUUGUCGAGCUGACAAAGCUCUUUCUAAAUCUCCAAAAAAUUACAUCCCUCUACAAGAUGUCCCAGUUGGUUUGCCUAAAAAAUGGGACUUUCUGAAAAACGCAGACUGUUGUCUGCGGCGCCAACAAACUCCGAGGCCCCUGGAAGCCUACUGCAACUGAUCCUCCAUUGUGUCACCAUUUUGUGCUCAGUCUCAUUACCUUAGCGGCUGUGUUUUUAGCACACAAACCACACGCCAGGCUAGCUGUGUUGUUACAGGUUCAUUAGACAUACAGCAGGGUAAAUGUCUGGCACUGUUGGUUUGUUUGGGCUGUCUGUGGCUGGCUGUGCGUUAGCAGUUGCUCACUUCAGUGUCAUCACGCUGAGUCAUGGAACUGUGGACCUGUGAAUCAACAGGUUAGCGCUGUAGCGCAAGAAAGAUUCCGGCUAACGCUAUAAAUUACAUUAAUGAGCCAUUGUGCUGGAAAUGGGGGGAGGGGGGGGGGGGGUGUUGGGGGGGAAAAAAGGGAUAGAUUUCCUUACCUGCACUAUAUUCUGUUGUCAGACUGUUAACCCAUGAGUUGCUCUCAGCGACCACAUCAACACUGCUGUUUUAGCACAGGAGGAGGAUCGCCCUCAGGGGGGUCAUUUCACGUCCUCACACAGCACAAUGCACUCUGCCCAGUCACUUCAAUGAUCUCCAUCAGUACACCUUAAAUAUGUACAUACCCCUAACAUCGAAUUGUAUACAGUGAAAUAUUUUAGUCUUUUGCGCAAAAUAUCUAUCUGGAAAAAAGUGUAGCCACUGUGAAUAGACCAAAGCCAAAAUAACCCACGUCUCUUUUUCUCUUCAGGUUUCUUUUUUCUUCUUCUUAUUUUUGUGCAUAUCCUUGUGUGUGCGUCAGUGUUUUUGUUUUCUAUCCUAAUCCAUUGUUUCUAGGUAUUCAUGUAUAUUUUCAUGUUGUACAUUUCUUGUAAAAAAUACUGUGUUUUUAAUUAAAGGCCUUGGAAACUAAA
Clupea harengus (Atlantic herring) is the source of this 5911-nucleotide messenger RNA. It is a transcript of the gene lzts2a, whose product is annotated as leucine zipper, putative tumor suppressor 2a. The record is from RefSeq and is a predicted model, not a curated record. Gene Ontology annotation, biological process: cell division; negative regulation of canonical Wnt signaling pathway. Lineage: Eukaryota; Metazoa; Chordata; Actinopteri; Clupeiformes; Clupeidae.